Molecule: messenger RNA, 492 nt
Organism: Hydatigera taeniaeformis
Lineage: Eukaryota; Metazoa; Platyhelminthes; Cestoda; Cyclophyllidea; Taeniidae
Source: the annotation of a GenBank genome assembly
AUGCCAGUCGUGACCGCUCAAGGUCCUGCAGCAGGAACUGGCGAGACCGUCCCAGCGCCUGUCGAGACUUCUCCAUCACCUCAACCACCGGCCACCACAACUUCGAGUAACCAGAAUUCGAAUGCAAAAAUUCAGGAGCAAGUGAAGGUUGUCAUUAAUGAUUUGGCCAAGAAGCUGCACGUGCCACCGUCAGCAGUUAUCGCGAUGGUGGUGGGCUUCGUCCUUUUCCUUCUCCUCAUUCUCUACUGCAUCUGCAAGCGUGGCAUCUUCAAGCGACGCAAGAAAGAAAAGCCUGGAAAGAAGAAGGUGGACAUGAAGUCGGUUCAGUUGUUGGGUAAACAAUUGGGCAAAGAUCAAGUUAGUUCCUCUCAUUUCGAUUGCCUUUUGCAGCUAAAUUAUGGUUUAACUUUCUCUAAAUUUUCAUCGCAAAAUCCUCCAGAGCUAAUGGAAAACUCACAACUGUCAGACCUUAACCAACCUUUGAUAAACUAG